AUGCGCAGACCCUUUGGGGUCCUUUCUAAGAUUGCGCAGCGUUAUACCGUUUACCGGUCCUCGACAUUGAGCCGAGAACAGGCCCCAGCAGAUGAACACGCCAGUUUGAAUGCCUAUCUUACUGCAUUAGGGUUCCCCCAAAUGAACCAGGAGAACUGCCAGCAACAAAGCACCGAGUUUUCGUCGGUCACAAACCAGGAUGUCAAUAUUCGACAGGCCCUCGAUGGUGAUUUUAACAAUAUGCCGGGAGUAGACGGUCAAGGAGGAAUGCUUCUGACUGCGUGGAUGGGCCAUACGACGGAGCUGGGAGAAUGGUUCGAAGUGAAUCAACACAUGAUAAACAUGCUUGAGGGCCAGGCUUCAUUAGACUUUUCGUUUUUAGGUCAAUAG
Messenger RNA from Fusarium odoratissimum NRRL 54006, 390 nucleotides. RefSeq lists its product as uncharacterized. Lineage: Eukaryota; Fungi; Ascomycota; Sordariomycetes; Hypocreales; Nectriaceae. Bases 1 to 390 code for a protein of 129 amino acids. The transcript has a single exon. The record is from RefSeq and is a predicted model, not a curated record.